CUGAGUACGGUCGGAUGAGGAGGAACGUACCGAUGAGAGUGAAGCACCUUCUAUCAUUUGUCCCAUUGAUGCUGGUGGGGAUGUGGGCGGUCACUUGUGAUGGUGGACAAAGUGAGAUCCCUGAAGUGCAGCGUGUGAGACUCCAUGGUACUGGCUCCAGAUGUUCUGGCUGGUUGGAGAGGCUGCACAUGGGCAAAUGGAAGAGAAUCUCUAGCAAAAAUUGGACACUGCAGAAUGCAGAAGUGACCUGUAAGCAACUUCUCUGUGGCGUCCCAGUUGGGAUCCUGAAGCCAUAUUCUGAAGCAGCAGAAGAGCAAGACACCUGCCUGGUGGAAUGCCUGGGGGAGGAGGCGACCCUCGAGGACUGCAUUUGGCAUGAGUGCAACCACACACACCACUUGGGUGUGACCCUGGUGUGCCAAGAUCCUAAGCAAACCUCGACAGUAUCAGAGACCACAACCACAAUGUUGACGACCUUGUCAGAGUCCACAGACGCUCCAAAGAUAAAGCUAGAUGAUGGGACUUCAUUAUGCCUCGAGUCUGUGAAGCUGAACUUUAGAGGCCACUGGGAAACAGUUUGCCUGGGUUUACAGCGGUGGCAGAAUAGGCUGAAACCCACCUUCUGCCAAAGAGAAGACUGUGAAGAAGCAGUAGGACUUAAGAACCCCCAGAGGGAAAGGACUUCGCCUGCCCAGUGGGAGAAGGCGCAGUGUGAGAAGAGGAACUUUAGCUUGGACUGUCUGGACAGCUCUAAGGAAUGCUUCCACCUAACCUUGAUGAAAUGCUCAGGCCAAGAUUCCAAGCCCAAUGUGUCUAAUACAGAGACCGUCUUGGGAGUCCUGCUAGGUCUUGUCCUUACUACACUCCUGGUUAUCUGUGUGCCCCCUGCCUAUAAAAAGAUGGUGAAGAAAUAUACCAAGAAGAAACAACACCAAUGGAUUGGCCCAAGUGGAAUGAGUCAAAAUGUUUCAUUCCACCGCAACAGCUCUGCCACCCUCCAGUCACGCCCUGAAAGCCACAUUGUUCAGGAAGAGGAGAACAAAGCAUUGAAGAAAAACUCUUACCUCUCACCUUAUGCAGCUCUGGAAAGGGCAACCAACAGGACUUCAAGCCCCCUGGACAACUCCUCUGACAGCGAUUAUGACUUAAAUUCUGCACAGCAGGUAUAAAUCAAAUAGGUAUGGAUUACUGUUCCUUGUAGCACCACCACCCCGAUAACAGCUAAUAGAAAUGUAUGCAGAAUGAGUUCAUUUUUUAUCAGAUUUAUCCAGGUCAUGCCUUCUGGACCAAACAUGGAGAGACCAGGCAUUUCUAAGCUUGCAGUUAAUUUGUGGAUCAAAAUGUUAUUCAAGAGCAUGUGCACAUUUUAAAAAUGCACACCUUGCAAAAUGCAUACGAUGACUUAAAUCAGUGGGAAGGACUGCAUACCUUUCAUGUGCAUGGUUGAUACAGGCAUAUAAACAAAAUAUGCCUGCAUCUUCCUGUGAAAACAAAGAUUGCAGUCUGAUAUGGUCAGAAGAUGAAAUAAACUUCAGAGUGGAAUUUGAAGAACUUCAAUGAAGCUGUGCUUUGCUUAUACACACAUUCCUAAUCACAGAUGCUCUUUUUUAUCUUUAGUUCAACAGUAAACCCCAAUGUGAGGGCAUACAUUUAAAUCAGUUUCUUAAGUGGGGAACAAUGAAUGAUCAAAAUCUUCAAAACUCAGUGAAAUGUGUAUGUGGUGUAGAAAACAGCUGUGUGGCAGGCAAAAAAAAGUCUUAUGCUAGAUAACUCUGUAAUUUGUACUUGCUGGGGUAUGACUCUGUCCAUAAACUCUGGCUAGUAUGAAUUUCAUGAAGUUUAUUCUUUACAGCCUGGCACAAUUCAAUAAAAAGGAAAAGGAGAGAACAGGAUAAAAAAUGUUUUUUUUCCCACCCACUACAAAACACCACCUGCAUUCCCCUUGCAACCAUAAAUACGUUUUCUACCUUCACAAGAUGUGAUUGCAAAGCUAGUGCAUCUCCUCUUUCAUACACUGAAACUGAUUACAUGGUCCGAAUCUCAAGCAGUGGAAUUAAGUUGAGUGUUUAUAUUUGAGGGAAUGGAAAAUGUCCUUUGGGCUUAAAAUGUAGCACACUGGUGGACAGCUGGAUCUUUCAAAUAGCAAUUUUUUGGGGGAAAAAAAUCAGAAAAAUAGGAUUGCUUUUCGGAACUGUGUGUCUCUGCUUGAACACUCAAGAGAACAUUGUUGUUCUUGGCAAGCUCUGCAUGGGUAAGGUUCCAAACCAUGCUAAGUUAAAUUUCAAGAGGAUUCAGCACAUAAGUAACCAUCUGCACACAUGCACACGUGCAGCCUUACACAGGCAGUGGAAUGGCAAGGGUGAUUUAGCUUUAAAAAGCAGGGAAAGCUAACAUUGUGGGAACAAACAAGGGCUCCUUUUUAAAAUGUUUCAAACAGAACCACUUUUUCCUGUAUCCAGUGUCCAUUAGCCUGAAGUGGAAUAUUGUAUGUUUAUAAUUUACAGUUGUAUUAUAAUUGAGCAAAUACAGAAGCAGGUUGUAAUAGAAUUUAUAUAAUUCUAGAUCUAUUGUUCUAUCUUUGAAUACAACUGCAAUUUUAUUUAUAAAUGUCUAUUCUUGUUUAUAAACUGGAAAGAAAAUCAAAAUAAGAACAUGUGUGCAGCAUUCACACCUUGCAUAAGCUACAUAUAAUUAGCAUUUUGGUAGCCAAAUUAAAGUGAGAAGUCAGUUGGCUGGCCUACUUUAUCUAUACUGAUGCUGAGGAGGGUUUGACUUCAAAUUCUGGUCAGGAAAAUGACCAUCAGUGCAAAUUUCUAUACAUUUCUAAAACAAAGUUAAGCAGUCUAACUGUGACACAGCCAUUCAGUCCUUCACUGUUUGGUUUUUCUUGGAGAAAAACAUGUAAACUGAUGGACUCUGCUCUUAUAGUAGGGUACAAUCAUGCAACAUUUAUCACUCACUUCAACCAGAAAGUUUUACUGUUGCAGGGUUGGUUGUUGUUUCUAAAUAUCUUGCGAGGCGCACAGUAUCUCUAUGAUGAACUUCAUAUUCAAACCUAUGAACUAUGUAGAACAAAACUUCAAGCCAAUUUAGAAAAUGGUGACAGCGUGUGCUUAAAAGCACACUCCUUUACCUGAUGUUAAGAUUAUAUUUGAGGGUUUUUCAGAAGGCACUUUCAGGAUUUAUAAAGUAUGCCAGUGCCUGAAAGAUGGCUGUAUAAUUAGCACUCAUGUAAUCCUUUAAAAGGACUAGCAGGCUAGAAAGAAGGCGAGAGAGACAAUUAUACCAUCCUGAGUGCCACGGAGGAAAGUUGGAAAGAAAAAAACAAUUCAAGCUAAAAAAUAUGGUUUCUUUCAAGGUGAAAUUGGCUAGACCAGAAACAUAUGUUUGGUUCCACUCCAGUUAGCAUGUCAGCACAACACGUCAUUUAAAACGUGGGUUGCUGAGAACAACUGCAUGCGCUGCUGCAAUGUUGGAUUGCCCACUGCAACUGGGAAUAGCUAAGCAAGCCAGGGACCCUGUCUCCAGGGGGUUUAGUAUUCCAUCUGAACAAGGACUGUGGCCGACAUGCCAGAGAAAUGACCCUAUGAUAAAAUUCUCUGGCUAUGGUUAAUUUCUCUGGCUUCAGGUACUGCUGUGUUCAGAACAGUCACAAGUUUCAAUAAAUCCUCGGUUAUCAUGACACAUGAACCAAGCCUGUGACUCACAGAGGAUCAGAAGAAACAGCUGUAUUUAUGAAGCAGAAAAACAGGGCAGAGACUUAUUUUGAACAGAACCAGAAACAGCCACUAUUCAAUCACUUUCCACAGUAUUAACUUAAAUAGAAUUUUUUCACAUGGGGCUUUCCCAACCCAUGACUAAUUUUAGGGUUAAAAAAUUGCUGGUUUAAGCUCCAUUGUGGUUGUUGAGAAUGCUGACAAAAGCUGCAGUUGGUUACAUUUUAUAUUGUUUUGUGCUGCCUCACACUCAUUCUUUAUUACUUUGUAUAUUUGCUUGUACAUGCCAUAUAUCUCAUGUAUAUCUGCAAACUGCUAGAAAUAAAAAAAAAACUUUAAGAGAAAAGGA
This is a messenger RNA of Varanus komodoensis (Komodo dragon), 4065 nucleotides long. RefSeq names its product CD5 molecule (gene CD5). The transcript has 9 exons. Bases 15 to 1169 code for a protein of 384 amino acids. NCBI's taxonomy places the organism in Eukaryota, Metazoa, Chordata, Lepidosauria, Squamata, Varanidae. Gene Ontology annotation, biological process: T cell costimulation. The record is from RefSeq and is a predicted model, not a curated record. Gene Ontology annotation, cellular component: plasma membrane.